UUUGAUGAAAUUUCUCAUUGAUUACAUGAAUCACAAUAGAUUUAAAUACUAGAAAAGAUAAAAAUAAAAAUAAAUUACUAAAGUUCAUUAUAAAUAAACACCUCAUUUUCUAAAAUGUGUUAUGUUUUUUUCCCACCAAUGAAUACUUCAAACAUGAAAAAGAGUUCUUUCUGGUUAUUACUAGCCUUAAACCUCCAAUGCAUUAUCACUAUCUCGGCCGCAGUCACCACCUGUGACUCCGGCGACAAGGCGGCGCUGUUGGCAUUCAAGGCCGGCAUCACCAACGAUCACAUCGGCCACCUCUCAAACUGGAAUGCCAGCACCGACUGCUGCUCGGCAUGGAACGGAAUCUCUUGUGACAUCGCCACCGGCCGCGUCGUCAAUAUCUCUUUGCCUGGUGUCUUCGACGCCAACGACACCAUCUUUGACAGCUUCAUGGUUGGCACUAUCUCGCCGGCCAUUGGCAACCUCACUUCCCUAAUCAACCUCGAUCUUGGAGGCCUCAAGCAACUCUCCGGUGAGAUUCCUCCGUCCCUCGGCAACCUUUCCAAUCUCACCUUCCUCAACCUCUACUCCAACGAACUCACCGGACCCAUCCCCAAAACUUUUAGCAAUCUCAAACGUCUCCAAAUCCUCCGCCUCAACUCCAACCACCUUUCCGGCGAGAUCCCUCCCUCACUCUUCCCACCAUUCUCUCCCAUGACUUAUCUAACCCUCUAUGAAAACCAACUCUCCGGCGUCAUUCCCAGCUCCAUCGGCCACCUUACCUCUCUCCAGACACUCCUUAUUCAAAGAAACAACAUCUCCGGUGAAAUUCCCAUGAGCAUUGGAAACCUUGAGAAGCUCGUGGAGUUUGACCUCUCCCAGAACCAAAUCACCGGCGCAAUUCCAGCGAGUAUUGGCCGGAUGGUCAAGCUCUACUCUAUCAACUUGCGUGAUAACAAGCUUACUGGUAGCAUCCCUUCUACUAUUUCCGGUAUGACUUCACUUCAAUACAUCAUAUUGUACAACAACCAGAUCACCGGAGAGAUUCCGGCAUCCAUUGGAGAGCUUAAAAAACUCCUACAAAUUUAUUGUUCAAACAACAAGCUCGAGGGAGAGCUCCCUUCUUCUCUCGGAAAUCUCACCAAACUCGUUGACAUCUACCUCUCUGACAACCAAUUGACCGGCGGAAUUCCUUGGAGCUUUGGCGAUCUUGCAGACCUUCAAAACUUAGAUUUAUCAAGAAACAAGCUCACCGGACCGAUCUCUCCCAGUCUUGGCAAGCUCAAGAACCUCCAACAACUCCACCUCUCCUUCAACCCUCUCCAGCUUGGUAUCCUGCCGGACUGGCUCUUCAGCAUGCAAAUCACAAGUCUAAUGCUCGCCGGCACCGGCAUCACAGGCCAGUUUCCAGAUAAGCUACAAUCCCCGCAAGGCUCAGUCAUAGACUCACUGGACUUAUCAAGCAACGAGCUCACCGGAGAACUACCUCACUGGAUCGGUGAGUUGUCUGGGCUCUCCUUCUUGAACCUCUCUAACAAUGGUUUCCACUCUCCAAUCCCGGAAGAGUUCAUGAAACUUGCCGCUCUCACGCAAUUAGACCUCCAUGGCAAUGCCUUCUCCGGAGAACUCCGGCCGGUGCUGGCCAGGCGUGCAGGUAUAUCCAUAGGAGACAUAAUUCAGUAUACCUACUUGGACCUUUCGUCGAACCAGUUCACCGGAGGCAUUGACGAGGACAUCGGAUUCUUGCCGGUGAUGGGGACUGUGGAGUUUCUGGGUUUGGCGGACAACCAGUUGGGAGGGAGCAUUCCGGAGUCAAUGGUAAAGAUGGAGAAGCUCCGAGCUGUGACCAUGGCCAGGAAUGGGUUGACUGACCGGAUACCGGAGGGAGUGCUGGACAUUGCUAAACUGGAGGAGUUUGAUGUGUCUGACAACAUGCUCGAAGGAGAAAUUCCGAUGCACAAGGCGAAGAUUCCGGCGGAGAAUUUUCAGGGGAAUCCGGGGUUGUGUGGGGACCCACUGCCACCAUGUCAGCGUGGACUUCCCUGA
Molecule: messenger RNA, 2031 nt
Organism: Dioscorea cayenensis subsp. rotundata (Guinea yam)
Lineage: Eukaryota; Viridiplantae; Streptophyta; Magnoliopsida; Dioscoreales; Dioscoreaceae
Product: DNA damage-repair/toleration protein DRT100-like
Exons: 1
Coding region: 115-2031 (638 amino acids)
Molecular function (GO): receptor serine/threonine kinase binding
Source: RefSeq, a predicted model, not a curated record